Messenger RNA from Argiope bruennichi, 2205 nucleotides. RefSeq names its product Na(+)/citrate cotransporter-like. Gene Ontology annotation, molecular function: citrate transmembrane transporter activity; succinate transmembrane transporter activity. Bases 51 to 1637 code for a protein of 528 amino acids. NCBI's taxonomy places the organism in Eukaryota, Metazoa, Arthropoda, Arachnida, Araneae, Araneidae. Gene Ontology annotation, biological process: monoatomic anion transmembrane transport; citrate transport. The record is from RefSeq and is a predicted model, not a curated record. The transcript is spliced from 12 exons. Gene Ontology annotation, cellular component: membrane.
UGAGAAAGUCUUUAUGAAUUCAUUCACGCAAAUUUCCGAAAUAAGAUGAAAUGUGGUCAGCGAAGAAGAUUAAAUUCACCGUGUGCUCUUUAACACCUUUUCUGCUUUUACCUCUUGCUAUUUCACCGCAUCAAGAAUCGAAAUGCGCUUACAUCAUUCUUUGGAUGGCCGUCUACUGGUGCCUGGAGCCAGUCCAUCUUGCAGUGACUGCUCUCUUGCCGGUCGUCCUUAUGCCGACUCUGGGCAUUCUGACUGGAGAAGAAGUCUGCUCUAAUUACAUGAAGGAGGUGCUGAUGAUGUUUCUCGGUGGCUUAGCCGUGGCGGUCGCAGUGGAGCACUGCAAUCUCCACGAACGACUGGCUCUCAAGGUCCUCUUGCUCCUCGGCACGGACACCAAAUGGUUGAUGCUGGGGUUCAUGUUGACCACCAUGUUUCUAUCCAUGUGGAUUAGCAAUACAGCCACUACAGCCAUGAUGGUGCCCAUUGUCGAAGCCGUGAUGAUGGAACUUAAAUCAAGCGUACAAAGAACAACUACCGAUUCCGGGUCACUUGUGGCCCUGAAUGCUUUGCAUAAAACUUUGCUGCUGAGCAUUGCUUAUUCCGCCAAUUGUGGGGGCACUGGAACAGUGACCGGAACGUCUCCAAACAUGAUACUGAAAGGCUUUCUGGAAGAGCACUACCCAGAAAGUACCGAGCUGACCUUUGCUAGCUGGAUGGCCUACAAUGUCCCAGGUAUGCUCAUUUGUGUGUGCAUCGGCUGGUUAGUUUUGCAGGUUAUUUAUGUGCCUUGUUGGCACAAGCAGGACGAGGAAAAUAAAAAGAAUAUUCGGAGAGUGAUUUCAGUAAGAUACAGCGAACUCGGCGCUAUUACGUUCCACGAGAUGGCCGUUCUCUGCUGUUUCAUCGUCCUGGUGUUUCUGUGGGUUUUCCGUGAACCCAAGUUCAUGAGCGGCUGGGCGGAUCUCUUCUCUUCCGAUACUCGAAAAGGUGAUGCUGUUCCUGUUAUUGCAAUCCUGUUUCUGCUUUUCCUAAUUCCGGCCGAGCCUUGGAGAAUCAGGGAUAGCCCAGCUCUCCUCAAGUGGUCUGCAGUUCAAUCGAAAUUACCUUGGGGACUGGUCCUCCUUCUCGGAGGUGGUUUCGCGUUGGCUCAAGGAACACAGAAAUCUGGCCUUUCUAAAUGGCUGGGAGCCCAAAUGACGCAACUUUCAUUCCUCUCUCCCUCUGUAAUGCAAUUUCUUCUGUGCGCAUUUACGGCUGGACUCACCGAAAUCAUCAGUAAUUCCACGGUGGCCACCAUACUCUUGCCUGUGGUCAAUCAAAUGGCACUUACGUUCCAUAUCCACCCUCUCUAUUUAAUGCUACCCGUCACCGUGGCAUCAUCCUACGCAUUUAUGUUACCUGUAGCAACGGGACCCAAUGCCAUAGUGUUUGACAGUGGCCACAUGAAGACUGUUGACAUGGUGAAACCUGGCUCGGUGAUGAACAUCAUCUGCUGCUGCGUCCAGAUGUUUACGAUCAACACCUUAGGGACAGUGAUGUUCAAUCUGAAUACGUUUCCUUCUUGGGCGGGCAGCAGCAACGUAACGGAAGGAAACUGGACGUUUCCACUGACCAAUUCAACAAGAGAAAUAACCUAGCAAUUUGGUAAAAAUGGAAGAAAGUCGAUUUCUCUUUUUCAUAGACAGACUAAAUGGAGGAAAAAAUAUCAAAAUAGUUGAUAUUUUUCAAAUAUCAAAAUAUUUUUUUCUACGAAAAUAAGAAUUUCGAUUUUUUUUUUUUUAGAAACAGAAUGUGGCUCUCUUUUUAAGAAAAGAUACUAUCUUGCGUUUUAAUGCACAAAACACUAGAUAUAUGUUUUAAUACUAGAAGAACAAUCAUCAUACAAAUACUCGAUGUUUUAUUCUUCAAUAACAAUAUAAUAAUAAUAAUUUUAACUUCGAUUUCUUUCCUUUUUUUUUUACAUUGUGUAUCGAUCAUAGUAGCUAUAUCUGUGGAAUCUCUCACAGUCAUCUUCUUUUCCUAUGCGUAAUAUUUGCAUAUAAAUCGAAUUCACAAAGGUAAAAUAAAGAUUUUAGCUCAUUUAUUGCAUCUUUCACAUUCUCUGAUCUUAAUUGCAUUACAUUUAAUUUGCAUAUACAGGGUGUUUCAUAAUGGAACGAACAAUUCAUUCAAAUAGGAGGUUCGGUUCUAUUAAAUUAUUCUCUA